AUGGAGUUCCAAAGUAUGGUUGUAUAGAAACCAAAAAAAAAGGAGGAAAGAGGUUAAUCUAAGGAAUAGAAAGGAAGAGAUUUACCAUCUAGACCAUAGUUAGCAGUAAGCUUAAAGAAAGCAAGUCUUUCUUAGGAUGUCAGAUAAAACUCAGUUUAAAUGAAACCAGCAGGAUCUAGUAUUUUAGUUAAAAAAGGAACCUCUUUAACUAGAAAUGACAAAAAAGACAAGGAAAAAAAGCAAUCAAAAAAGAAAAAAAAAGAGGAGCUACUUGAAAAAAAAAGAUUACUAGAUGAAGAGGAAAGAAAAAAAUAUAUGGAAGAAGAAAGAAGAAGAUUCGAAUUAGAAAGAUUCCGCAGAUUGUAAGAAGAAAAACUUACAAAAGAGGAAAAAGAGAGAUUAGUUUUAGAAUCAUAAGCAGAAGAAGAAUUUGCUUUGAGAUUCCAAGCAAGGGUUUAUUAUGAAGAAAAGAAAAAGAAAAUUUGGGAAGAAUGGUAAAGAUAUUUAGAAUGCAUUGAUCAUCCAUACCCAGAAUCUGAAAAAAGCUAAACAGAGUAUUUGUAUAGAUAUGAUGAGUAAAAUGAAAUAAACGAACUUGAUAAAAUUGAAUUCUACUUAAAGAAGAGUGACUAUUCUGAAACUGUUGUAGAUAACUUAUUUUAGCACUAUUACAUCAACUAAGCAGAUAAUAAAUAUGAGAAAAUUUCUUUUUUUGAUAAAUUUAUAACUAAAAUCAGAAAAAUUACUUUAAAAAAGAUUCAGCAAAUAUCAGCUUUAGUCAUUAAGAAUCAAGAAGUAUUUUUUGAUGAUAAAAAUGAAUAGUUGAUUCAACAAGAUAAAUUACCUAUUACUCCAGACAAUUUAAGAAGUAUUUGUGGAGCAAUAACAUUAAAACCAGAAGAAAGAUAUAAGUAUGAAAUAUUUAAAACUUUUGAAAGUGAUGAUUUUUAAAUGGCCUUUUGGUGGUCGCCAAUCGAAAAGUGCGGAUAUCGUAUGAAAUUAGUUGAGUUUAAAAGACCUAAUGUUGGCAUAGAAAUGCCAAGAAAUAUUAAUACUCUUUCUAUUUAUAUGAGAUGCAUAUGGACAAGAUAAGACUAUUUAUCACCUCUUCAUUCAAUAUAAAAAUAUCUUAUUACAGGAGGGGUUUUUAAUAUAGAGUCAUUUAACAUGGUACCUCUAAUUAAGAGAAGAAAGAAAUAUGCAAUCAAAGUUGAUUUUGGAACAGAAGAACAAAUAGAUAAACCAUUAAAAUAUCCUCCUGAGGUUGGUGGGUCUAUAGCUAAUUUCCCAGCUUUGAAAGGAUAUAUAGAAUUACCAAAAAAAUAUUAUUUAGGACAAAAUUUUAGUCCUCAAGUAGCUUAUUACAGUUAAGAAUAAGGAUGGACUACGGAUGGUAUAGAAGUCACUAAAUAUGAUCCCGAUUUAAGAAUUAUUACUUUUACAACAAAAACCCUAGCUCCUUUAGCAUGUGUUUAGGACGUUUGUUUAGAUUAUCCAUAUUAAUCAUUUAUGUUAAGGUGUGUUUAAGAAGAUCUUGCCAUUCUUGACUUGCAAACAAAAAGAUUAAAAUUAAAGUUUGAAAUAGGAGCUGAUGAUGUAACUUUAGUAGACGAAAACAAUUCUUUAGGUAGUAUAUUUAGUCAUAUUGUUAAUAAGCCGAUGACAUAUGCAGCUUUACUUUAUGAAUUACAUAAAAUUGGAGUUAAUCUAAUCCCUGAGUCUUAACAUGCAUUUUUAUGUGAUGUUCCUUAAAAAGAAAUUGAUGUUGAGAAUAAAGCAUUGCUAGAAUUAAUGAUGAUUAUAAAGGCUUUUGCAGUGCGUAACAAUUAAGAUAAUAAAAUGUAAGGUGAAGAUAAAAUCCUUCUAGAAAUUAGAUAAAAUAUGGACUAUUCCUAUAAGCCUAGUCCUUUAGAUGAUGAAUUAGAAUGGGUAAAAACCGCAAUAUGGUGUAAUAAGUGUGCUUUUAUUAAAGAUUAAUCUAAAUCAAUAGAAACUAUAAAUGCUUCAAACUUUUUAAAUAAUUCUACUUCCCAUGCUAUGGUUUCGUUGAUUAUAGAAUAACACUAAAAUAUUUUUAAGAAUUCUUCUGAUAUAGUAGACAAAAUGAAUGAUGUAUAUGUUUCUGAUUUUUAGAAUAAUAUGAGAAGAUUCCUAAAAACAUUGCGUCUUUUAUCAUUUACAUGA
Molecule: messenger RNA, 2184 nt
Organism: Tetrahymena thermophila SB210
Lineage: Eukaryota; Ciliophora; Oligohymenophorea; Hymenostomatida; Tetrahymenidae
Exons: 10
Cellular component (GO): axoneme
Molecular function (GO): microtubule binding; beta-tubulin binding
Source: RefSeq, a predicted model, not a curated record